Messenger RNA from Helianthus annuus (common sunflower), 729 nucleotides. RefSeq lists its product as uncharacterized. Bases 1 to 729 code for a protein of 242 amino acids. The transcript has a single exon. NCBI's taxonomy places the organism in Eukaryota, Viridiplantae, Streptophyta, Magnoliopsida, Asterales, Asteraceae. The record is from RefSeq and is a predicted model, not a curated record.
AUGGGCCUGGAUAAUGGUUGGAAGUGGGACUGGAUUCGUGAACCCAGUUCAGCGGAGGAAUGUGACCAGUUUCAACGGCUCUCGGGUCUGCUGCAUUCGGUCACUAUUGAUGAGAAUAAAAAAGAUGUUUGGCGUUGGGAUACCAAAGAUGGUGCAAGUUUCUCCACAAAAAGUGUUCAGGCUGAGAUAGCGGUCGAGAAUGAUACCAAUAGUGAGGAUUCGCUUUGCUGGAACUCGUGGGCUCCGUUAAAGAGUAACUAUUUGCUGUGGAGGGCAUUAAAAGGGAAAGUGGCGGAUAAAAUUAGUUUGGAAAAAAGAGGCAUUCCUAUUCGAAAUCAUAUGUGUGAUAGAUGCGGGUAUGGGAUUGAAGAUACUAAUCACGUUUUUGUUAAUUGUAUAUGGGCCCGAAUUGUUUGGUGGCAAAUUGUGGUUUGGAUGCGGAUUCCUCCUCCGAUAAAUCUGGGCAGCCUAAAGGAAGUGGUGGAUGUUUUGACUGGAAAUAUUGGUUCGGCUAGAUGGAGGAGAAUCGUUUACACGGUAAUCUUGGCUACGGUAUGGCGAAUUUGGAAUGCUAGAAAUCUCAAAGUUUUCGAGGGGCAGUUUGUUUCAACACUGAGAACAGUCGACCUUGUUAAAGAAGACGUGUAUCUUUGGAUUGCUUACCGCACGAAGCUUCCGAAGCUGGAAUGGGACAAGUGGGCGGAUUUUAAUGUUUUAGAUAUUUUGUAA